GAAGAGUCAACAUCAGUCAUCUAAAGGCUUAAUUAGAAUAACAACAAGGAACCAAGUACCACCAUGAGAGAAUAUAAAAUUGUAGUUUUGGGAAGUGGAGGUGUAGGUAAAUCUGCUCUGACAGUUCAGUUUGUACAGGGAAUAUUUGUAGAGAAAUAUGAUCCUACUAUAGAGGACAGUUAUAGAAAGCAAGUAGAAGUAGAUGGCUGUCAAUGCAUGUUAGAAAUAUUAGAUACAGCUGGAACUGAACAAUUUACUGCUAUGAGAGAUCUGUAUAUGAAAAAUGGUCAAGGAUUUUUAUUGGUUUAUUCUAUUACUGCUCAAUCAACUUGGAACGAUCUCCAGGAUCUUCGAGAACAAAUUCUCAGAGUUAAGGACACAGAUGACGUACCAAUGAUCCUGGUAGGUAAUAAAUGUGAUUUAGAAGAUGAGAGAAUGGUGGGUAAAGAUCAAGGUCAGAAUUUAGCUCGACAAUUUAACUGUGGAUUUUUAGAAACUUCGGCUAAAGCGAAAGUCAACGUCAGUGAGAUAUUUUGCGACCUAGUACGUCUUAUAAAUCAGAAAAACCCAGAAAAAGUUGCUCGAAGAAAAAAGAAGUCGAGUGGUUGCUGUUUAUUGUAAGAAUUGUGGACUAUUUUAAUCUGAAGAUCGGAUGAUGAUGAUAAGAAAUAAUACCUGAACAUUCAUUGAAAAAAAUAACACUGACAUCUGUGGAAAACUGGAAAUAUAAGAUUUAAGAGAUUUGCGAAAAUAUAACUAAAAAAAACGUAAAAAAAUAUUUUAGAUGUUAAGAAAUUUGUGGAGGUAGAACUGCGUAUUUUUUCAAUCCGUGUAUAAAACUAUUCUGAUAUCUGUGGAAAUAAAAAAUUGAAGACAUUUGUGAAAAAGAUAUCGUAAAAAAAAAGUCAAAAAAUUUGCAUAUUUAUAUGGAGGUAGAACUAAAAACUUUUUCAUUUAUUGAUGCAUUCAGUUUUACGAGAAUUAUUUACCAUCAUUUGUUUUAUUUAAAUAAAUCACGACCAAGACUUCGAUAGAAACUUCCAAUUUUGAUCAAGGCUUUGUACAUAUUUUACUGGGCAUUAGAUAGUUUGGAAUGGUUCUAGGCUGUUACUAUAAUAGUCUUGAUUAUUCAGACUCUUGUCUCUUAUACUACUUGAUAAUG
Molecule: messenger RNA, 1162 nt
Organism: Lottia gigantea (owl limpet)
Lineage: Eukaryota; Metazoa; Mollusca; Gastropoda; Lottiidae
Exons: 8
Coding region: 64-621 (185 amino acids)
Biological process (GO): Rap protein signal transduction; cellular response to cAMP; negative regulation of synaptic vesicle exocytosis
Cellular component (GO): plasma membrane
Molecular function (GO): GTP binding; GDP binding; GTPase activity
Source: RefSeq, a predicted model, not a curated record